AUGGCCUCCCAGGUGUAUCAGAGCUACCACAAGGACUGUGAGGGUGUUGUUCACAAGCAGAUCAAUCUGGUGCUUUCUUUUUCCUAUGUUUAUCUCUCCAUGGUGAUUGUGGUGUUCUCUGGAUUUAUUUCAGAUUUAAAGCUGUGGUCUCCUUGUAUUGUGGGUGUAGGAUCUCUCUACAUCAUUCAAUUCAUUGAUGUGUCUUGUCUCUUACCAUCCACCCCGACGCUGCCGCUUCAGAAGCCUGACCAUGGCAAUGGUCUGGAGGCAAUGCAGGGAGCUCUGCAGAUGGAGAACGAUGUGAACCGGAGUCUGCUGGAUCUGCACAAACUCUCCUCUGAUCACACAGACCCUCAUUGCAAGUGCAGAGUGCACAAAAAAGUCAAUGAAAACAUUUCCCAUGUAUCUGACUACACUUAUUUGGCUGUUCAUUAUCUGAUUAUUAAAUCCGUAAGGCUUUUUGCUCUCUGCAUUGAAUCAAUGCGUGCCCUGGCAAUUUUUGUUCAGUUUCUGAAUCCAGAGCCAGGAGAAUUUUUGAAUGACCUGUCCAUCUUGGGUAUCCUCCAGUAUCACACCAAUGUCAUCGUCAAACUGGAGAAGUAG
This is a messenger RNA of Stegostoma tigrinum, 603 nucleotides long. Its product is annotated as ferritin, middle subunit-like. Bases 1 to 603 code for a protein of 200 amino acids. Lineage: Eukaryota; Metazoa; Chordata; Chondrichthyes; Orectolobiformes; Stegostomatidae. The transcript has 4 exons. The record is from RefSeq and is a predicted model, not a curated record. Gene Ontology annotation, molecular function: ferric iron binding; ferrous iron binding. Gene Ontology annotation, cellular component: cytoplasm. Gene Ontology annotation, biological process: intracellular iron ion homeostasis; iron ion transport.